This is a messenger RNA of Fomitopsis serialis, 429 nucleotides long. Its product is annotated as Prefoldin beta-like protein. Gene Ontology annotation, cellular component: cytoplasm; prefoldin complex. Gene Ontology annotation, biological process: protein folding; chaperone-mediated protein complex assembly. Gene Ontology annotation, molecular function: protein-folding chaperone binding. The transcript is spliced from 3 exons. Bases 24 to 401 code for a protein of 125 amino acids. The record is from RefSeq and is a predicted model, not a curated record. NCBI's taxonomy places the organism in Eukaryota, Fungi, Basidiomycota, Agaricomycetes, Polyporales, Fomitopsidaceae.
GCCCGGACGCGCACAAGACGACGAUGAGCACCUCCCUCGCCGCGCUGCAGGACCGCCUCCAGACUGCAUCGACGGACUUCCAGAAGAUCCAGAAUGACUUGACCACCGCCGUAGAUGCGCGCCAGCGGCUCGAGGCCCAGCAAUCCGAGAAUGAGCUCGUCAAGAAGGAGUUCUCCACUCUCACUGAAAAGAACACAGUGUACAAGCUUGUUGGCCCCGUGCUUGUCCAGCAGGACCAGGCGGACGCGAGGGCGAACGUUGAGAAGCGACUGGAGUUCAUCCAAAGUGAAUUCAAGCGGAUAGAAGGCCAGAUAAAGGACUACGAAGAGAAGGCGGAGAAAAAGAAACAUGAGGUGACAUCCUUUCUCUGCGCGCAGAUCCUUGUCUGUCGCUCAACCUGAUAUGCAGCUCGUGGAGAUCCAGGGUGCA